This is a messenger RNA of Anastrepha obliqua, 6453 nucleotides long. RefSeq lists its product as uncharacterized. The coding region runs from base 905 to 5662 and encodes 1585 amino acids. The transcript is spliced from 10 exons. The record is from RefSeq and is a predicted model, not a curated record. Gene Ontology annotation, cellular component: nucleus. Lineage: Eukaryota; Metazoa; Arthropoda; Insecta; Diptera; Tephritidae.
ACUGGCAGAAAAUACACACUUUCGGACUAGCUAGCCUCGGCCGAAUUCGGAGUGGGAAUGUUUUUCUCAAAAUGGCGCUCGGACUGUGUAACAACGAGUAGACAGAAUAGAUGACGCGAAAAAUUGAAAACUAACAAGUAAAAAUUGAUAUUUUUGUGAAAAAUAUAGUUGAAAAGUCUACAUAAGAACUUUCUUAAUAUCGGUUAAGUGGAAUUUGAAACGCUGAACAUCGAAAAGAGUGAAAAUUAAAGAUUUUUACGGAAACGUAGCAUAACGAGUUGCAGGAGAACGCGACGAGUCACGCAAGGCGACAGCGUUGGGCAACGGCGCAUAGAACGACCGGUCGAGCCGUUUUGCCGUGCAGCCACAACAGUCGUAAUCCAGCUAGAUACAUAACGCAAGACAAAGUACACAUUUGAGGUGCUCCACUGAUUCGAAUGCAGAGCGGGUGUCGGAGUAGUACGGGACAAGUGAAAAAAAUCCCCAAAGUAGAAGUUUUCGCACUGCGCGUACAUUACACCAAUCGGAAGCGUAGCAAGUGCGUGUGGUUGUUGUAUUGUUGUGGGGAAGCUUUGAAACCCAAUCGGCAUUGAAAUUGUAGAUAAAGCAUUAGUAUGCAUGAUUACUAAGUGUUUGAGGGGUUAUGCGACAGAGUAGCACAAUUUUGUACAGGCAAUCUGUAGUUUGAUUUUUAAUGUGUGAUAAAGAGACUCGUUGCUUUAUUAAAGUUUUGGCGGUACUAAGACACUGUUUUUGUAUGCAAAUUUAUUAGUACUGCCUGGUUAAAGGCAACAACCCCACAACAACAUAUGAACAACAUGAAUGUUUAAGCAAAUCUAACAAUCUAACAAAUUUCCUUUGUAGUCUUUUAAACACGUACUAUAUAACCGUCUUGUAAAACAAUAUGGAUCCCAAUUCAAGCCCUUGGUCUUACGCUUAUAAUCGUAUUGUGCCAUCUGCCUCCAGUACUGGUUCUGCGGAAGAUUUUCAGCAUCCACACUUGGCGCCUGCACAAUCCCUAUUUCUACAAGCAGCGCAUUCAGGCAUAGCAGCUAGCUUUAAUGCCGCUGCUGCUGGUAGCGGUAGUUUUGUGUCACCCUCACCAAUCAGCGGAUAUAAUCCGGUAUUUCAACAAAUCUACCAUCAUGCGGCCGCAGCUAGCGCGCAACCAAAACCAGCGCAUUACGCCUCAAGUGCGGUUAAUACGCCAGUUCGUCAAAUUCAAAUCCCAUCGACGUUAGACAAACAAUUGACGAAUUUUCAAAAUCAAGCCGCUGUUGCUGUUGUAUCAUCUGCUGCAGCAGCUGCAGCAAAUAAUGCUGCUUCUAAUUAUUAUGGUGAAAAUUCCUCGUCAAGCGGUGCUUCCCCAUCGCCUACAACAUCCGCAAUUACAUCAACAACGCUCAGUUGGAAUGCGCCGAUGAUAUCAAAUACGUUCUUGGCAAUGCAACAACAGCAGCAGCAGCAACAGCAAACACAACAACAGCAACAUCAACAGCAGCAGGCACAACAGCAACAAUUGAAUUUAGUGGCGGAGAAGGUGCAAAUCAAACAGGAGAAACCAGCCGAUUUAAAGGCUUAUAAUGACAUAAUUAUUUAUCAGACACAACUGCAACAGCAACAACAGCUGCAACAGCAACAGCAGCAGCAGCAAGAAGAAGCAAAUGCUGCAUUAGACAACGAUGGUGAAAUGUACUAUACCAUUGAUGGUAAAAACUUUAAAAUUGUACGCAAAGGGCAACAACAACAAGUUAUACAAGUUGAACAAAUGCAACAGAAUGAUGUAAAUGAUACAUAUGCUGCUGGCAGCACAACACCAGCCCUUACAGUUGCAGUUGAUAAUGCAGUGUCACCUCAAGUAAUCGUCUAUAAGACGGGUGGUGGAGGUGCAGAAUCGCCAGCCUUGCGGCGGAACGUUGCAGGUGCAGGCUCACCCGCAUCAGCAGCCACUGUGGCCUAUUCGUCUGUGAUACAAAGUACACCGCCACAACAGCAACAGCUGCAACAACAGCAACACGUUUCUGCGUGUUGGACUAAAAUCGAAGAUACCAAUGGUUCGAACGAUGGUGGUGCUAGCACAGAAGAUGUGAAAAAUGUGUUGCAGCUGCAAGUGAAGCAGGAGAAUCGUCAAUUGGGCUACGUAGCUGACAACGAAGUAGGUGAAAGUUUGAUAUUUAACUUGCCACCUGGGCUGGAAAUUAAACAAACGCUUUAUAACCCAAAUACGGGUACUACCAUUGGUAAUGCAACAGUGUUGCAGCAUACACAACAACAGCAGCAGCAACAACACUUGCUUGCACAACAAAGUUUGUACAAUAAUAAUCAGAAAUUGCAACAGCAACAACAACAACAAGUCGAAAAGCAACGGCGCCAGCAUAUGGUAGCAAAUAUGCUGGUGUCGCCAACGGCUACUAAUAAUCAGCAGCAACAACAGCAGCAAACCGCCGUCGCGCAACAGCAGCAGCAACCACAAACUCAAUCUUCCCAAUCGUCACAGAUUCAAAUCAUACCCAAGGUUGAAGUGGAACAGCCAAAACAGCUGCCUUCAAAGCCAGCCAAAACGCCGCGCAAGCGUCAGCCGAAAAAGACGCUUGUCACCAAUGAUUAUGCUACGGUACGCAGCCCUCAGCAGGAUGUUGUGCAGCACCAACAACAGCAAACACAGCAGCACCAUCAGCAGCAGCAACAACAGCAGACGCAACAGCAGCAACAACAGCAGCAGCAGCAGCAACAACAAGCUACAUACUAUGAUUUUAACAGUAAAUGGAAUACGCCACUGAAGAUCGAGAAUAAUACGCCGUCACCGGUAGCGCAGACGCCCGCCAUUAGCAUACCAACGUAUGUGAAUCCACACACCGCACAACAGCAGCAGCAGCACCAGCAACAGCAACAACAGCAGCAACAGCAAGUGCAACAGCAGCAGCAGCAACAGCAACAAGUCGCCGCACAACAACAGCAACAAAUACCACAACCGGCGCAUAUGCAAUCAUCACAGGCGCAAUCACAAGCGCAUCUAACGAAUUUAUCUUCGUAUUACUCGAGCACAUUUCCACAACAAAUUGCUUCACAGUACUCGGCAUGCAUGCAACAGAAUGCCGCAACCGCAGGCGCCAUACAACAUACGCUUUAUAAUCUCAAUCAGCAGCAGCAACAGCAGCCGCCGCAGCCCAUGCAACAGUCACCGCAGCAGCAGCAGCAGCCGCAGCAGCAACAACAACAACAACAACCGCAGCCACAACCGCCGCCGCAGCAAGCACCGGCGCAACAUCAUCAACAGGCACCCCAACAGCCACAACAACAGCAGCCCAGCGCGGAAGCAACGGCGGUUGUGAAUGAUCCAAGCAAUAAAGUGAUUGUGCCCAAUAUCGAAGAGGAGUUGGAUUUUCUAACUGACGCGAUAGCGCCAAAGCAGGGCUUUGCGAACUCGUCUUCAAACGUGAACAACAGCAAUGGGCGCAGUGCCACCAAUUUUGGCAUACGCCAUCCGGCAAAUGAGGGACAAAGUGCUGGUAGCACACCCGUGGCCAGCGUGGUUACAAAUAACGGCUUGGCUGGCGUAGCGACGAGUACAUCUUUAGCUAACAGUGUGGUAACGCCAGGUAGCGAACGUAAGCCGGUUGUAGGCACUUCGAUCGGCGAGAAGAAAACCCAAUUCAUGGACAGCUAUUUGAAGUUCCUUCAAGGUGAGCGUGACGAUUCACCACCACCGGCUGUAGUGAAAAGCGGCCGCAAGCUGAACUAUCAACGUUCGCCGAGUGGCAAUACCGCGAAACGUGCAAAACCGGGCAAUGGGAAUAGCGAUGAUACAGCAAAUGCUGCUGCUGCUACAGGCCAAACGAAUGAGCAACCAGCGAACCCACAGCAAGGCGCCGUUGUUGACGAACAAACCGCUGGUUUAACGGGAGACGACGCACAUCGCAUUAAAAUACUCUCACAAACGCAAAUAUUGCCGAAGAAGCGACCACAAGCUCACAUGGCAGCCGCAGCGGCAGCUGCUGCCGCAGCCGAAACAUCAGCAGCAGCAACGGCAAGCACUGCAUCGGUUAUUCAACAUCCACCCGAACAGCAGCAGCAAAUACAACAACAUCAGCAACAGCAGCAGCAAUCAUUCCGGCCGUACGGUCAACAGCAUCCAACACAAGCACAGCCACAACCGCAGCAGGCACAGCAACAUCCACAACAACAGCAGCAGCAGCAGCAGCAAUACUGUGCACAAUUGGGCUUCAGCGGUGGCGGCGGCGGCAGCAGUCAAGAUCCACUCACAUUGCCGCCACGACGCGAGCAAGGUCUACGCAAAGCGAAACAGACCAGCAUGCAUGCCAUGUUCAUGAGCUCUGGCAGUGCUGGCGGCACUGGCGCUACGGGCUUGGCUGAUAAUGAAGAUCAAGAGCCCGAUGAAUUUGCGGACUCGGACACAGAUCCCGUGUGGACGCCACAAGAAGAGGAUAGCGAUGAAGGCGGCAGAAAUUAUCGCCGAAAAUCAUCGCGUCGCAAUAAGAGCGCACCACGCAAGUCAAACUACAAUCAGCCGUCAGAGCAACAGCAGCAGCAGCCACAAACGCCACUUAAUCAAGUACAACAACAACAACAGCAGCAACAACAACAACAACAGCCACAGCAGCAGCAACAGCAGGCUCAGCAGCAACAAAAUGUUGAUGGCUAUACGCCGAAUAAGGCCAAUGCAUCUUCGUAUGCCAAUGCUACGCACGAUGCGGAUAAUUUUAAGACCGGUGAUUUUAUUGUUCUACGUUCGGAUUUGGUCAACGAUUGGCCCAUAAUUUGGCAAGUGGACACUCAAUGCAUUCUACAAAAAUAUGAGCCAUUCUGUCAGAAUGGUAAAAUGUUUUAUCGCAACAUGUCAAUGUAUUCGUCUUGGAAUCUUGAUUCAAAGAAGCUGUAUGUUAAGGCGCCUGUGCGCAUACAAGUACAAUCGCACAAAGAGACUAUAGUAGAAUUUAUGCGUUCCGAGUUGUUAGCCGAUGAUACCGAACAAUUCAUUGAGAAAAUUAUGGAGGAUUAUUUGCGUUAUCGUGAUAAUUUUGAAAUCUACAUACAAACAAUGAUAUCGCAAGUGCUGGAUCCCAGUUUUUUCUUGGAAAUAACCAGAGAAAAGGAUGAAUACUUUCUGGGUAGCGUGCGUAUCAUCGAUAGCAUUAUGGACAAUUGUAAACGUAAACUACUCUCAAUUACACCCUGGACGCGCAGUAUUAUCGUUUCAAUUGAAACGUACCCGAAAUGCCAUGUAUUCACUGAGUGGGGUCAAAAUAACUUGACACAAAAGAAUUGCGGUGGUUGUCAUCAGCCAGGCAUAUCGGUGCGUUUCCUGCUCUUUGGCAAUCCCUAUCAUGCCAACACCAUGCAACCGGUGCCAGUUGAUACGCGUUUGGCUUGUGAGAAGGACAUACUCUUAUGUCGCAUUUGUGCCGCGCGUGCUGACAUUUUCCAUAAGAUUGCGCAUGAAAAGUAUAAUUUGUAUAUACACUGUUCGAGACGUGUUGCCGAGCAACAACAGGAAUAUCCGGGUAAAUCGUCUACGGAAAUUUUAAAUGAUCUACUCGCCGAACACAACUGGGUGGAUGAGUUGUUUCGAAAUAUGCGUAACUCCUGGGCCGAGGUCGAAAGCUUGGAGCGGCAGAAACGUUUUCGUGAAGUUUCGCAAUAAGAUAUAUUCACAAUUACUUACACGCAUACAAACCUUGCGUCAUCGACUUGGAAUUGGUGCUCACGUUCUGAACGAGUUCAGACAAAGAUGCCGUGCAAUAAACAGCUCAGCAAAAAGCUAACGAAAUUCCUUAUAAAAUUCUAACUACACAAGCAAAACAACAAAACAUAAUUAACUAUGGCAAAAGAAAACAAAAAACUAAAAAAAAAAAACAUAAAAAUAUUCUUGUAUCAACUGUUAUUAGCAACAUUUUUAGGCAUGCUAAUACAAUAGUUCUCUAAAAAGGAAACAAUGUUAAACGCUAUGCAAAAUACAAAAAUACAAAAAUAUAUAAAUAUUGAAUAGCAGUUAUUAAGUACGUACAUACAUACAUAUACUACACAAAUACUAUAUACAGAUAAGCAUACAAUAUGAAGUUCGUUUAAGUGAAAGCAGACUAAGCAACCCUGCUUAUGGCUAGCUAUAUAUAAAUUGGUUAACAAAAUGCCACCCAUAGUUUAAAAUGAUUUUUUUUACAUAAAUGUAUAUGUUUACAGUAGCCUAGCAAAGUAGUUUCCACAAAUUUUUUAUCGAGCUUAAGGUGUGAUACUUAUGUAUGUAAUAGAAAUUGAAUUGGUUUUUAAUUUUUGAUUGGGGAAAAAUUAAAUACUGCACUUUUAAUAGCACUAAAUUAUCAUUAUUAGGCUACUGCGACCAUUGCGACCAAAAGGUGUACUAUAUGUUGUGUAAAGGCUCCUGAGGUACCCUAUAUUUUAAGACUUUCUGAAAAUUUUACCACAUUCUCGGGUUUA